AGGAAGAAAAGGAGGAGCUGUGAGUCUUUGACCCGUUUCCCAAGAAAGAGUGAUGAGCAAGAAUCCGACCCGUAUAAAGUUAAUUCAAUUCAAUUCGCACACAAUACCGCGAUUCAAAUCCGAAAAUCCCAAACGCAAACCCGAAAACCCAAACCCUAAUUCGGUGUAAUUUUUCAGUCUUCCCUAGGCGCAAACGCAAAAGCACUUUAGGGAAGCAAUGGGGAUAAUCAGAAGCAGCUUCUCGUUUCUAAUGGGCACAGUGUUCGGCGUCUACGUUGCCCAAAACUACGACGUUCCGAAUGUCCAGAAGCUCUCCACAACUGGCCUUCUGAUCGCCAAGCACAUCGAGGAGAACUACCGCAAGCCCAAGAAGAAGGAGGAGGACGACCACUAGAUCUCGCCCUGCUACGACGCCAUUAUCGAGUCAGGUUCAUUUCUCGUUGUGGAGCGAAGCGGAUAUUUUUGGUUGGGAAUUUUGUUUAAUUUAGGUUUUGGUGGAAAUCUGGGGAUGCAUUUUAUCUUGUGAAUUGAUUUAAUUUUGUUUAAUUUAGGUUUUGGUGGAAAUCUGGAGAUGCAUUUUAUCUUGUGAAUUGAUUUAGUUUACUGUUUGGUUUCUGAAAAAGUGUAGGAAAUGAAAGAAAAUUUAUUGAAGUUUGCUUUGUUGGCUAUUCAUUAUGUCUGGAAUUUACUCUGAAUUAGGUUGAUUUCAUGUUUGGAAUUUUUUUCGAUUUGCAUUGUUAUCGAUACCAUUGUGUCAAUUUUAUAGGUAAUGUCUUCUGUGUAGCUGAAGUCAUCAUCUGAGAAUAUGCUUGGUAAUCCAAUAACAAAGCGAAAUAUGUAUCCUGAAGAUUUUCCCAAGCUUUAAAUGCUUCCAGCAAUUUUACCUUCCAGUUAAAAGGGAUGAACAGCUUGAAAUCUGGCUAGGAAAGUUUUAAUUGUAGUCGACGACACCAAGGAACUUGCUUUUUAGUUAAUGCAACUGAUAAAUAUUUCUGUCUGCAUGUGCAGUUGA
Messenger RNA from Malus domestica (apple), 1012 nucleotides. RefSeq lists its product as uncharacterized. The record is from RefSeq and is a predicted model, not a curated record. Lineage: Eukaryota; Viridiplantae; Streptophyta; Magnoliopsida; Rosales; Rosaceae.